Eptesicus fuscus (big brown bat) is the source of this 2754-nucleotide messenger RNA. It is a transcript of the gene USP26, whose product is annotated as ubiquitin specific peptidase 26. Gene Ontology annotation, molecular function: cysteine-type deubiquitinase activity; cysteine-type endopeptidase activity. The coding region runs from base 1 to 2754 and encodes 917 amino acids. Gene Ontology annotation, cellular component: cytosol; nucleus. Gene Ontology annotation, biological process: G1/S transition of mitotic cell cycle; protein deubiquitination. The transcript has a single exon. The record is from RefSeq and is a predicted model, not a curated record. Lineage: Eukaryota; Metazoa; Chordata; Mammalia; Chiroptera; Vespertilionidae.
AUGGCUGCUAUAAUAGUACAUGGUUUUGUUCAAAUAUGGAACAUGGAGACUGGGAUGUCUAAAUCGAAAGAAGCAUUUAUUGAAACAAUGAAAAGAAAGAAGAAAGUUAGAUUGGUAAUUCAUUUCAGCACUGGAGAAUAUGCAACUUUUCAGCUAAGUAAUAAUAUUAAAAAUGUAGUCUUUAGAUCCUAUGGAGAAAAUCAAAAUUACCUGCAUUUAACUUUCCAAAAUAAUAGCUUCUUGUUUAUUAAAAAAUUAUCUUCUAGAGAUGCUGAAAAUUUGACAAUGUUCCUAGAUAAAGUCCAUCAAAAUAAUCUUCAAUCACCCAUGAGAACUGAUAGGGGUGGAGGUGUCUUUGCCAGCAUAAAAACACAGAAGAAAAUCAAUAAAACUUUAUUUAGCAAAAUCUAUCAGAAGUUAAUAAGUGGAUUUCUUGAGCCAGGAGAAGGAAGUAGAACACCUGACCUUCAGAAGUUGCCUUUGGAUACAUCAGAAUCAUCAAUGCUUACUUGUAAAGAGUUAUUAAAAGAGGGAUUGGGGAAGAGAAAAAGGAUGGCCUCAUCUGAUUCAGAGAUAUAUGAGAAAUUUCAGGAAGAGAAUAAAUCUGUAAGAAACAAGAAAUCCAAGACAAAUCCCUUGAAGUAUGUAGUUGAUGAUGAGAAGGAAGAAAUGUGGUUGAAAGAGUUAAAAGAAAGUAAGAAAUUGGAUUAUUUAUUAGAGACCAAUUCUACUGGAAACCCUUACCUAGAUGGCACUUGUUUUCUUCAAACUCUCUCUGAGAAAAUAUAUUUGACACUUCUAUUGAAAUCAUUGUGUAGUGAGGAUGAUCCAGAGUGGGAGAGACUCAAGAUGACCUUUGACUUUUACCCAGAGAAACUAUGUCAAGGCCUCCCCAAUUUGGGAAACACCUGUUACAUGAAUGCAGUUUUACAGUCCCUAUUUUCUAUUCCAUCUUUUGCUUAUGAUUUACUCUAUCAGGGUUUCCCAUGGAGUAAAAUUCCCCUUGAUGCUCUUAGCAUGUGCCUGUCACAUUUGCUUAUUUUGAAAGACAUUUAUAGCAUAAAAACCAAGGAGAAAUUACUUGUCAAUAUUAAAAAUGCCAUUUCAACAGUUGCAGAGGUAUUCUCUGACAACACACAGAAUGAUGCUCAUGAGUUUUUAGGUCACUGUUUAGAUCAGAUGAAAGGCAACAUGGAAAAAUUAAAUACAAUUUGGAAGACUAAAAUUGAAUCUGAGGAAGAAGAUUCACCCCAGCAGUUUUUUGCUGACAAUGCUGUCACCAAAAGGCUUGUUUGUCCUGUCAUCACUAAUUUUGAGGUUGAGUUGCUGCACUCUAUUACUUGUAAAGCCUGUGGUCAGGUUGUUCUCAAGACAGAAGUUAGCAAUUAUCUCUCCAUCAACCUUCCCCAAGGAACAAAAACACAUCCUUUGUCUAUUCAAUCUACUUUUGAUCUUUUCUUUGGAGCAGAAGAGAUUGAGUAUAAAUGUGGAAAGUGUAACCACAAGACUUCUGUUUCAAUGCACAAAUUCAGUAGGCUACCCAGGGUUCUCAUUAUUCAUCUGAAACGCUAUAGCUUUAAUAAGUUUUGGUCAUUAAGGAAGGAUGACCAGGAAGUCAUUGUUUCUAAAUAUUUAAAGUUGUCUUCUCAUUGCACUGAAAGUACCAAACCACCUUUUCCCUUGAACAAAAAUGUACAUAUUAGGGAUUUACAAUUCUUAAAAUUCUUCCAAAAGAUUAAUUUUGAAAUUCUUAGGUCAUUGACACCUUCAAUAAAAUUGACCUCAAAAUCCAAGGAUUGCCUGGCUCCACACAUUGAAUCAGACAAAGAGUCUGAACCACAAAAGUACCAGAUUUUUGGGUUAAGCAAAGAACAGAAGCAAAACAACCUGAGAAAACACUCUCAACUGACUACAACAGAGUCCAUAUUGGUAAACUCAGGAUAUGGUGCAGCAAUUGAAAAAGAGCUAAUAGUACCAGGCUUAAUGAGGAAUCUGGAAAAUACUAACCUUACUGUGGUCUGUGAAGAUGAAGGUAAACCCACCAGUGGCCCAGACACAUCUGCAGAAGUUCAUCUUCAAGAAGUCCCUAGAAAUCCAAAACUGAAGAAAUAUGAGAAAGCCAAUAUGUUUGCAGCUGUUGAUAGUAUCACGGAGACUACUAAAGAUUUUUAUGAAGAUAAAAAAAACAGAAUUUCAGAAGAGUUCUCAAAUGUACCUGGACAUACUCAGCAGUGUGAAAAGGUGAGAAUCUAUGAAGAAGCCCUUUGGCAGGCACUGCUUCAAAGCCUUCCAAAGACAGAUGCCCAGUGGCACACAGAUAACCUUACAAGACCUACAGAACUAAGUCUCCAGGAGGCCAAUAUGAAUUCCCUAGGUGCAUUGUGUUCCAACAAAAGCCUGGGACACAAAGACUUUUUAGCUAAGAAGAAGACAGAAGCUAAAGCCAAGAAACCAAAUCCCAAGAUAAGAGAUUGUUAUGCUUAUCGGCUCAUUGGUGUUAUUAGCCAUCUUGGGAAUACCCUAAAUUCAGGCCAUUAUAUCAGUGAUGCCUAUGACUUUGAGAGGCAAGUCUGGUUCACUUAUAAUGAUAUGCAAGUGUCAAGUAUCCAGGAAGUUCUGAUGCGGGAGGCUAGGCUUAGCACUGGGUACAUCUUCUUUUACAUGCACAAUAAGAUUUUUGAAGAGCUGUUGGGAAGGGAAGAGAACUCCCAGCCUCAUAGCACAAAGGCAGGGAAAAACCAUCAGAAAAAAUAA